This is a messenger RNA of Durio zibethinus, 474 nucleotides long. The record is from RefSeq and is a predicted model, not a curated record. NCBI's taxonomy places the organism in Eukaryota, Viridiplantae, Streptophyta, Magnoliopsida, Malvales, Malvaceae.
AUGGGCAUGAUGGAGAACUUGCCAACUACCAUACCCCCUUUACUCCCCCGAAACAUGGUAACUUCUAUGUUUAUUUAUGCCGACAAAACCCUCUUCAACUUUGCAGAAAAAUACAAGCUACUUCAAACAAUUCGCUAUGUUGUCAUCACUUCUUUUCUCUUCUGUCUACGCUUGCUUCCUCCUAUUUUCCCUUGUAAUUCACACAUGUUUAAGCCCCAGAAAAAAGAUGGCUGCGUCACUGCUUGUGGGGUUGGCGACUUGGGAAUCGCUCGUGCGCUUUCACAGAUACUAUCUAUUGUUAAUGAUAUUCCUGUUAGCUCAAGAAAGUAUGAAAUCGUUCGAUCUUUAGCGGAAAGACUUAUAGAAGAGAACCAUAUGGAAGGCAUCGAAACUUUACGUGAAGUCAACCGUACAGUUUUGUCAGCGGCCUUUUCGAGGACUCUUAGCCAGCUGAAGCUACAAUGGUGGAAUUGA